UUUUGUGUUGUUCCAGGCUUUAUGAGUAUGGCGUCAUACAAUCAUGAAAACAAACCUACGAUCAAGACGGAGCGUGGUCAGUCUGCAUGGAUGUGCAAGCCGCCUGGCACUUGACUUGUGACAAAAAUAACCAUUUGAAUAGAACUUAGCACAAAUCUGGAAGAAUACCCUGGCUCUUUACUUGUGACAAAAGAUAAUCAUUUGAAUAGAACUUAACACAAACCAUGAAGAAUAGUGUUUUAUGCUGAUGUAUAAAUGUUUAAUGUCAACAAAGCGAUAAGAUCUGUUUAAACAUUCACAACCAAAACAGGCCUGUUAUCAAUGAUUCUAAUGGAAAAGGGGACUUUUUUAUCUAGACUGAGGUGAAAAGAAUAAAACAAAUAGUUUGAGAUUGCUAUUACCAUUCUAAAACGUCACUAAACAAAAAGAGGAAAUCGUCUGCUCAUUAAAAUACAUUGAACUCAUCACUAUAUCAGUACCAUAUUUAUAGUAACAAAAGUGCUGAAGCAUAUUGGAAGGAAAUUCAUUACUGUUUAGAUAAUGUACAGAUGCUUCUAAGUGACGCUUGAUUCGAGUGCGCUAAAUAUAACAACACAGUGCUUUAUAGGCUGAAACGGUUUUUUUCACUUCUUAUCUUGGAUAUGUUAAAGGUUAAAUUAAAGGAACUUUUUUUAUGACAACAUAUUCAAAAAGUGUAUAAGCAGUGCAAUAAAAUAUGUUUAUCAGCUCAUAUAGUCAAAAGAAAAAAUGAUUCUUUUCGUGCUCGUAAAAUAUCGUAAACAUUGGAAAUACUUUGUGGUAUUUUCUGAAUAUUUAUGGAAUUAAAUCUCUAACAGUGAUAAUCUAAUCUGGUUUCAUGUGUAAAAAUGCAUGUUAUUGUAAGUAUCUUGGAGUUAAGAGAUUGUAAAUUUAAAUAAAUGCUAUAUUUAGUGGGUGCUAUUAACUUUUGUUAGUCGCACGUAACACAUUUUAUACCAAAUAACAUGUCAUCAAGUUUCAAAUACGUUUACAUAUGUUCGAAAGUUUUCACGUUUGUAAUGGCAGUAACUAUUGCAUUUCUUACGUAUAUUAGACUUGAUUCAACAUUGCCUUGGAACGUGAAAAUUACUUUUACCGAUUGGAAAAAUGCUUUGGUACAAAAGCGCUGCAAUGAUACAAAAUUCCCUGCACAACUAAACACGGAGGGAAAUUGGGGUCAGGUUGACGUGAACGAAACAAUUUAUGUUAUUUCUGCAUAUUAUGUUCUGGAAAGGGAAAGAGUGUUUAUCAUUGGAACAAAGCCUUUCUUUGAAGUUUCGGUUAUAUGUCAACUUUGGUAUACCAGUUUCAAAGAUAACAGACGGCAUGUCCAACAGACAUUGGCAAAUGUCGUUGCUCCAAUCGGAGCAACUGAGUACAAUUUCACAUCUACAAUCUAUGAAUGUAAAGUGCAAACGACAGAAAAACAACCCGAGUACGUCUCCCUUGUGAUGACUUCCUGUGAAACCCCAAGAAAUCUUUUAAAAGUACGUGAUGCUUCAAAACCAGAUGGAUAUAAGCGUCGUUUUACUGUAUGUUUGUCACCAGUGUUUCAAUAUGAUGACAUUUUCCAGAUGGUCGAGUGGGUUGAACUAAAUAGAAUUCUUGGUGCUGAAAAGUUUGUUUUUUAUAACUACUCCACAGGUGUAAACGUUAAUAAUGCCAUUAAGUAUUACCUGAAAUUAGGUUUAAUUGACGUUAUUCAAUGGAAUAUACCAUUUCCUGAUAUUGAACGUAAUAUUGAAUAUUUUGCUCAAAAGGCAGCUAUAAAUGAUUGUAUUUUCAGAAAUAAAAAUGUUUCGGAAUUCAUCGUCAAUAUUGAUAAAGAUGAAUACAUCAUUCCUCAUUCUAAUGACAUCAUUACUUGGUCACAGCUGAUCGAUAAAUUUAACAAAAACUAUGCCGGUUACGUUGUGAGACACUCUUUCUUUCGAUUAGACUGGAUCUUGAAUAAUCAAAAUUUUUCUGAGAAACGUUUUGCAGAAAAGUACCAUCUAGUAACACUUACCCAUUUCGAACAUGAGAAAAAAAUAUGGCCGCCUAACCAUCGCUCAAAAUAUUUUGCCCGAGCAGAAGUUGUUGAGUUUGGAAAUGUGCAUGAGAUUCCACGCGGAAGAAUAUUUAUUGUGCCUCCUGAACUUGCACUAGUGCAUCACUAUCGAAAUAUCGGAAAGCCUGAAGACCAUGACAAAGUUAUUGACUUUACAGUGCUUGUUAAAUAUGGAGACAAUUUGUCAAAACAUGUACAAAAGACAUGGAAAGCUCUUUCUCUCGUGUAACUAGUCUGAUUGUGUAAUCAUUUAAACAUACAAUGAGAACAUACUCAUUAUUAGGAAGAAAUGGAAAUUGGCUUAAAUCAUCGAUUAAUUCUUCAAUUAUGUUAAAAAACAAAACAGUAUGAUACUUAAACUGGAACUAGAAAAAAAAUAAAACUUACGUAUCAUUAUAUUUGAGAAUCUAAGUUAUGUUGAAUGAAUAUCUGUACAUGCAUUCUUUUUUUCACUUAGUCCUAUUUUUAUAUAAUACUGAAACUGGUGUUAUUUUAAACGUGUGAUUUUUUAUAAAAUAUUUUCAAAGUUUAACGAGGUUGUAGGCAAGGCGAUCCAAUUUACCUUUAUAUCUUCAUAUUAUUAAGAUUUUAGCAAUAAAAAUAAGACAGUGUAAACAUGCUAAAGGUAUAGAUACAGAUAGGGAGGAAUAUAAAAUUACACAAUUUGGUGAUAAUACUAGUACUUCAAUUUUGCUAAAUUGAUUAAUACUGUUUUAAAGUUAUUAGAUAUGUUUUCAGGGAUUUCUGGAUUAUAAGUAAAUUUUAACAAACUAAAGUUAUUUGGAUAGGCUCUCUUAAGUACAGUACAAGAUCCAUUAAGACAAAAUGGUAACUGACAUGGGGUGAUACACAGUUAAAUUGUUAGAUUUGAUAUUUGAUGCUGAUUUAGAGAAAAUGGUAAAAUAUUUAUGAAAAACUUCAGAAAGCAAAAAUAGUAUAGGUCAUUGGAAAAAAGAAUAUUAACACCAAUAGGAAAAAUAACUAUUUACUCUUUGUUUCAAAAGUUUACCUACACUUUAUUCAGUAUUUUGAAAACACUUGAUGCCUUAUGUAAUGAUUUUAUAUGGGAAGGUAAAGCAAAGAUAAAGCAAUCUGUUGUUAUCAAAACAUAUAAGGAAGGUGGUCUAAAUACGAUUGAUAUUGACAGUUAUAUACAUUCUGUAAAGAUAGAAUGAUUUUAAAUAUAUGUAAGUAAUACAUGUAAUAGCAGUAAAUGUAUAAGCUAGUGAUGGCUUUAUUAAAUAUUGAUAAAGUGUUUUGCACAGAUAAAUUGUUUUGUAAUUAGCCAAUUGAUACAAUUAAAAUGCCUGUUGAAUAGAUGUUAUAAAAGCUUAUAUGAUUUUUACAGAUAAACUUUGAAUAGAUACUAUAGAACAAAUGUUACACAUGUCUUUACUUUAUAAUCAUAACUUGUAAGCAGGAAAUAGACACUUUUAUAUUCAAAGCUUUUAUAAAAAAAAAAAAAGGAAUCAGAUUUGUUAAUGAUAUUAUCAAAGGGAUUUUGUAUAUUUAAGUUACUUGGAGCAGGUUACACAAAAACAAGUCAACUUUUUACAAUAUAAUAGAUAGAAAAAAAGCAAGAAUAUUUUACAUGCAAAGGCUUGACAUUUCUAUUUGCAAUGUUUUAUUUAUGUUCAAUCUAUUUCGAAGUGUUAUCUCAAACCUAUUCUUAUUACACUAAAUAAGAAUACGAAAAAUAUGUUUAUGAAACGUGUUAGAAAUAAAGGUGUGCCAACAUGUCAAGAAAAAUGGAACACAUAUUUUACAAAAAAAAGGAUGAUAUAUAUUGGCAUUUAAUAUAUAGUUAAAUGUACCAAAGAUUCCUAUAUUCAGUGGUUCCAGACAAGAAUAAUUCAUAGAACUGUAACAGCUAUCUCACUUUUGUUCCAAAUGAAAAGUGUUAAUUAUGGUAAAAUGUGUACUUUUUGCAAUUGUCAAGAGGAAACUCUGUUGCAUUUAUUUUGGGAAUGUCCAAAAAUUCAAUCUUUAUUUCAAUAUCUGAAAGACAAUAUAGAUAAUUUUUAUGACAUUUUUAAAUGUAAAUCAUUUAUUUUAGGUCAUGAGGUAAAUGAUUAUAAGUAUGAUAUUUUGUAUUUUAGAAUGGAAAAGGAAAUUGAGCCGUGACAUGACGUCAAAGUUGACGCAAAUGUUUUUAAUUAUGCGACGCGUGUUUUUCCAAUCAGAGCUGUGCAGUUUUUAAACAGUGCACACAUCAGUUGUAUGUAAGGAAAAAAAAUCACCAAAAUAAACAUUUAUUGAUUUUUGGGUCACUUGGUCAAACGUCAAGGUCGCAGAGACCUUUCAUGUCAAAAUGCUUUCCGCUGAUUAUUUUGAAAACUAGUCAUCACAAAGUCUUCAUAUUUCACAUAGUAUUUGGUCAUUACUAGUAAAUGACGCCUAUUGAUUUUUGGGUCACUAGGUCAAAAGUCUAGGUCACAGUGGCCUUUAAUGUCAAAAUGGUCCGCUCAUUAUCUUGAAAACUAUUCAUCAUAAAGUCUUCAUAUUUCACACAGUGAUUGGACAUAACUAGUAGAUGACACCUAUUGCUUUUGGGUCUCUAGGUUAUAUGUCAAGGUCACAGGAGCCUUUAAUGUCAAAUGGUUUCCGCUGAUUAUCUUGAAAACUAAUCAUCAUAAAGUCUUCAUAUGUCACAUAGUGAUUGAUUAUAUAUAGUAGAUGACCCCUAUUGAUUUGGGGUCACUAGGUCAAAGGUCACAGGGGCCUUAAAUGUCAAAAUGGUUUCCGCUCAUUAUCGCGGUUACUAUUUAUCACAAUCUCUUCAUAUUGGCAUUUUAAUUGGUCAUUACUAGUAGAUGAUCCCUAUUGAUUUCGGAGUCACUAGGUCAAAGGUCAACGUCACAGGGGGCAUAAAUGUUAAAAUGGUUUGGCUCAUUAUCUUAUCACAAAGUCUUCUAAUUUGGCCAUAACUAGUAGAUGACCCCUAUUGACAUUGGGGUCACUCGGUCAAAGGUCAAGGUCACAGAGGCAUUGAAUAGUUGUACGGUUUCGGCUCAUUAUCUUGAAAGCUAGUUAUCACAAAGUUUUCAUAUUUCACAUUGUGAUUGGUCAGACCUUGUAGAUAACCCCUAUUGAUUUUUGGGUCAUUAGCUCAAAAGUCAAGGUCAAAGGGGCUUUAAAUGUCAGAUUAGUUUCAGCUAAAUAUAAUCUUGAAAACUAUUUAUUACAAAUUCUUCAUAUUUCACAUAGUAUAUGGUCUUAACUAGUAGAUAACCCCUAUUGAUUUUGGGGUCAUUAGUUCAAAGGUCAAGGUCACGGGGAUCAAUACUGCCAGAAUGGUUUUCGCUUAUUAUCUUGAAAAUUAUUUAUCACAAAGUCAUAUUUCACAUAUUGAUUGGUCAUAAAUAUAAGAUCACCCCUAUUGAUUUGUGGUAACUAGGUCAAGGUCACAGGUGUCUUUAAUGUCAGAAUGAUUUCCGCUCAUUAUCUUGAAAAUAAUUUAUUACAAAGUCUUCAUAUUUCACAUUUUGAAUAGCCAUAUAUAGUAGAUGACCCCUAUUGAUUUUUGGAUCCCUAGUUCAAAGGUCAAGGUCACAGGGGCCUUAUAUGUAAAUAUGGUUUCUGCUUAUUACCUUGAAAAAUUUUAUUAUCACAAAGUCUUCAUUUUUAAAAUAGUAAUUAGUCAUAAUGGGGCUACUAGUUCAAAGGUCAAGCUCUUUAUAUUUCACAUAUUGAUUAGUUAUAACUAGCAGGUCAUUAUAAUUUUUUUUCCAUAACUGAACACUUUCAUGUAGACUACCCAUUUAUGGCAAGUUUCUAUAGCAAAAUUACCAAUAAUAUUUGUCAAGGGCUAGAAAUGGGGGGCAUGUGUCGUUCGACAUUUCUUGUUUCAAUUUUUGUCUUUUUUUUCUUUUUAUUUUGUCCGAUUAUAAACUUAUAUCUAAAAAUUGUAAUUAAAAAUAUUUGAAGUUUUAUGUAUAUUUUUUACUGUGAAAUGUGUGAUUUGGAAAGCAUAACGAAUUAAAAUGAUUAUAAUUUAAAAUCAGCAUGGUAAACUUUCUUUAUAUAUUUUACUCAAAUGUUAAGGAUAGUAUCUAGAUAAUUAUUCUUUAAAGAUAUUUUGAUGCCCCGAUUAUAUUUGACAAAAACUGACGGGUUUCUUUACCCUACGCUCUUCUUAUUUGAUGUAAAAUGUUAGGUACCUGUCUCCAUAAACAAAAUAAAUCUUUUCAUAUACUUUUUACAUUGAUUUAUUUGAAAUUAUUGAACAAACAACUAUAGUUCUUUAUUAUCAAUUUUCAAGUAAGGAAAAUAUGAAGUAAGUGAAAAUUAACUACAGAAAAUGAAAACAUUGUAGUAGUAGUUGUUGUUGUUGUUGUUGUUGCUAUUGCUGUUGUUGUUGUUGUUGUUGUUGUUGUUGUUGUUGUUGUUGUUGUUGCUGCUGCUGCUGCUGCUGAUGUUGUAUAAAACCGAUACAAAAGUUGAACUUCAAUUGUCAAUAUUUUUCAAACAAGAUGGUAAACUUUUGUUGUUUUUUUUUGGCAUUUAUGUCUAGAAUAUUUUAUAAUAUAAUAUAAGGUUUUAAACGCUUUUUGAAAAAAUGUUAAUUAUACAUCUUAUACCUUUAUGUAAGUAUAAUAAGAAAGAUAUCACAUCACAUUGAUAUCAUUGUUUUUAUAACGGUCACUCCAAACAAGCGUAUAUAAUUGAGCGACAAUUUUUAAGUGAAGUGGAUGAAUGCGUAAGAUCACGGGGAAGGAAUGGUUACACGACGGAACUCCGUGACAGUUAUAAUAAGAACUCAAAACAAGUUAUCAUAAGAACCCCAUCCUUCGUGUAACAGUUCCUCCAAUUUGGUCCUGCUUUAUUUGAAACUAAGGGGGAAAAAAUUUCCUUCACGUUAUAUCAUUUAACAUAAUGCAAGCAACAUGCCCCAAGAUCCAUAUUCAUUUUCGUAACAGUUAGGAAAAUGUAUAUUAAAGUAAAAUAUUGUGAAGUGCACAAAGGAAGUAAAUUACACAUUGCAUACGGCACUUAAAAUCCACGUAAAUUAUCAAACAGAUGUCAAAAUAUGCAAAAUAGCCCCUACUGCAUUAAUGACGCAGUAGAUAUGUGGUGAUAUUUUAUUUUGUCAAUAUUUUGCGUUGUUAUUUUAGAUGAACUCAGGCAAGUUGUUGUAAUAGUUUAUGCUAAUAAGUGAAAGUCUGGGUUUUUAUUUUGAUGUACACUAACAAAUCGUUUAAAUAGUUUAUGCUAAUAAGUGAAAGUCUGGGUUUUUAUUUAGAUAUACUCUAACAAGUCGUUGUAAUAGUUUAUUCUAAUAAGUGAAAGUCUGGGUUUUUAUUUCGUGAGAUAAAACCCAUAUCACUCAGAGUAUAACACUAAUGGCGUUGGGAGUAAAGCUUUGUCGGCUUACGUAUUACUUAAUGAUUCCUUGUAAGUCCUAAAAUGCAUUGUGUAUUUUGUUCUUUAAAGCAUAUUUCUUGACUCAAAGGCAACAAGAGUGAAGAUGUGAACAUGGCCAUCCCCCGCCGAAUGUGUUUGCUCAUUGGAAGAAUGUAUUAUAGUAGAGCAGAAUAAUUCAAUGUUAAGAGGUCUGCUGGUAAUGAAAACUGAUAGCUGAAGUGAUUACAGAUUUGAAGGCUGAAUAAAAACCAAGGGCAACAACUGAAAAUUAAUGCAGGGUAUAUGCUGCACUCCUCAAUGAGAUCUAUCCACUUAUUAAGUUUCAAGUUGAUACUUUAUGAGAUAAACUCCGGACAAAAAGUAUGAAAAAUAACAAAGGGCAAUAACUAAAAAUUAUAAAGGGUAGAAUUAUCAUUCUUGCGCACAACAUCCCUCCUCAAUAAGAUAAAUCCAUCUAUGAAGUUUCAUGUUGACAUCUCUAAGACGUUUUGAGUAAAGAUAAAUCCAUCUCUGAAGUUUCAUGUUGACAUCUUUUAGACGUUUUGAGUUAUGCUCCACUCAGGUGAAAAAUUAAGUAUGAAAAAUAACAAAAGGCAUUAACAAAAAAUUAUGAAGAAUAUAGUUAUCAUUCUUGUGCACUGCACACUUCCUGAGUGAGAUAUAUCCACCUAUAAAGUUUCAUGUUGAUAUUUCAAAGGUUGUUUGAGUUAUGCUCUGGACAAAAAGUAAGUUUGAAAAAUAACAAAGGGCAAUUAUUCAAAAAAUUAUAAAGGGUAGAGUUAUCAUUUUUCGCACUGUAAUCCUCCUCAAUAUGAUCUAUCCACCUAUGAAGUUUCAAGUUGAUACGUAAAAUACUUUUUGAGAUUUGUUCCGGACAAAAAUGUGGGACAGAAGGACGGCAAAUGGACGGACGUACGGCUGGAAGGACGAUCGGAGACUUAGUUAUAUUUUGAGUUUCAAGUGAAUACUUUAUAUAGUAAAUAUAGUAAAUACUUAAUGAGUUAUUGUCUGGACAAAAAAUAAGCAUGAACAAUUACAAAGGGCAAUAACUGAAAAAAUAUGCACGGUAGCGUUAUCAAAUGGACGUCCGUACGGAUGAAAUGACGGUCGGACACUUAGUUAUAUUUUGAGUUUCAAGUGAAAACUUCAUAAAGUAAAUACUUAAUGAGUUGUUGUCUGGCAAAAACUAAGCAUGAAAAAUUACAAAGGGCAAUAACUGAAAAAAAUAUGCACGUAGCGUUAUCAUUCUUGUGCGCUGCACUUCUCAUUGGGAUCUGUUAACCUAUGAAGUUUCAAAUUGAUACCUGUAAUACUUUUUGAGAUAAACUCCGGACAAAAUAUAUAAAGGGUAGAGUUAUCAUUCUUGCGCACAUCAUUCCUCCUUAAUAAGAUCUAUCCACCUAUGAAGUUUCAUGUUGACAUCUCAAAGAUCUUUUGAGUUAUGCUCCACUCAGGUGAAAAAAGUAUGAAUAAUAACAAAGGGCAAUUACUCAAAAUUAUGAAGGGUACAGUUAUCAUUUUUGUGCACUGCACACCUCCUGAUUGAGAUAUAUCCACCUAUGAAGUUUCAUGUUGAUAUCUCUAAGGUUUCUUUAGUUAUGCUCUAGUCAAAACUUAAGUAUAAAACAUAACAAAGGCCAAUAACUGACAAAUAAUGCAGGGUAGGUUAUCAUUCUUUUCUGCUGCACUCCUCCUUAAUGAGAUAUAUCCACCUAUGAAGUUUUAAGUUGAUACCUCUAAUACUUCUUGAGAUACGCUCGGACAAAAAGUAUGAAAAAUAAGGGCAAUAACUCAAAAAUUAUAAAGAGUAGAGUUAUCAUUCUUAUGCACUGCACUCCUUCUUAAUAUGAUCUAUCCACAUAUGAAGUUUCAAGUAGAUACCUCAAAUACUUUUGAGUUAUGCUCCGGAUAAAAAUGUUGGACGGAAGGACGGACGGAGACUAUUUCUAUAUCCCCCGCCACCUUUUCGGUGGGGAUAGUAACUGCGAUAAGAAAUAAACAAUUUUCUCCACAAUGAUAACUCUAAACAAAUAAAUAAAAUUUGUAGAUACUUGAUUUGCAAAUUAUAAGAGACUAUACAGGUAUGUUAACUAUAUCUAAAACUCCAUUAGAAGAAAAUAUUUUCAAUUCAAACAAAUAUUAUACCGCUGUAAGAAAACCAACAUGUUUCAUAUGUAAAAUUGUCUCUAAAAUUCAGGUCGAUUUUUAUGUUUCAGUGUUAGUCUACUCUGGUAUGGUAAUAAAUCAAAAUGUAACAUCUAAAAUCUAGACUGUACAAGCUUUAAAAAUGGGGGUAACGGUAUUUCGAUAUUUUUACAUACCCUUGCCGACUUUGCGACACCGUAAAAACAUAAUUGCAUGGUCGUGCAUAUAUUUUAACGACACGUCAUUUACGUUAUACAAACAGAAUGUUGACAAUCCUACGUUACACGGAUACUGCGUGAGCUAGUGAAGAAAAGCCAAAUAUACCACCGCCACUUAGCGUAUUUGCGUACUUAUAUCUCUUUUUGUCCGACCGUGCAACAAGUCGUUACAUGAACUUUAGAUGGCUUAAAAUUGAUAUGGUACUCUUGAACAAAGUUUGUGUAAUAAAGUCAUUAUAAAAAAUGUGAGCUACCUUGUCCAUAAUUUCAGUAUCAAAUUUUGCAUGCGUUUUGUGCACUAAAAUACUUCUAUACAUGUAGGAGUAUAUGUCAAGAAAAACGAUGAUUCAGUUUAAUCCGUGUGAUGUAGCAUUUUUGAAUGAGGUCGUCUCUGACGCCAAAGAAAACGACGUCGCAAAGUAUUUACAACUUAAACCAAGUUUUCAUUGUCCAAAAAUAAUCAAAUUUGUCUUGAAUGAUUUAGAAAAUAAUACAUUUUGAGAAUCUUUGAAAAAAAGUAAAAUGUCAAAUUUGACCACUAUGUUGGAAAUGUCAUGUCACGGCUCAUAUAUAUGAGAAAAAAAUACAUGUUACCUACAUUUAUUGGUUUUUAGAAACAGUCUUGAAUUGGCGUGAAAUAUUUACAAAAAUACAAUUUUGACCAAACAUGUGGCUGAAGGAUGGCACUUUAAUUAACUAAAUUGGGUAUACUAAAUUUAUUUACCACAAACCAAUUUUGAACAAUAUUGUUAAUUUUUUGCAUAAUACAUAAUCAUACACAAUUGUUUUACAUGUACUCAUUAUGUGAAUAUCGAUUGAAUGAUUGAAUAUUUGAAUAUAAUGUAUAUCACACUUUUUGUAUUAUUUUUAUAUUUAUUUAUGACUAGAUGAUGAUUGUUAUAUUAUGUAUAUAUCAUGUAAGGUAUCAGGGGGAUGACCCCGACCCUCUCAUACC
This is a messenger RNA of Ruditapes philippinarum (Manila clam), 10750 nucleotides long. RefSeq lists its product as uncharacterized. NCBI's taxonomy places the organism in Eukaryota, Metazoa, Mollusca, Bivalvia, Venerida, Veneridae. The transcript is spliced from 2 exons. The record is from RefSeq and is a predicted model, not a curated record. Bases 984 to 2297 code for a protein of 437 amino acids.